CGUGUCUCUGUCUCACAAUGGAGCCGAGUAAAAAGAUGGACCCUUCCGGCUCGCUGCAGACCAACCCAUCGCUCAAGCUGCACCCGGACCGCAGCGCGGGCGCCCCAGUGCUCGUCCCCGAGCAAGGAGGGUACAAGGAGAAGUUCGUGAAGACCGUGGAGGACAAGUACAAGUGCGAGAAGUGCCAGCUGGUGCUGUGCAACCCCAAGCAGACCGAGUGUGGGCACCGCUUCUGUGACAGCUGCAUGGCCACCGUGCUGGGAUCCGCCAGCCCGAAAUGCACUGCGUGUCAGGAGAGCAUCGUUAAAGAUAAGGUGUUCAAGGAUAACUGCUGCAAGCGGGAGAUCCUGGCUCUCCAGGUCCACUGCCGGAACGUCGGCCGUGGCUGUGCCGAGCAGUUAGCCCUGGGACAGCUGCUGGUGCACUUGAGGAAUGACUGCCAGUUUGAAGAACUCCCAUGUGUGCGUGCCGACUGCAAAGAAAGGGUCUUGCGGAGAGACCUGCGCGACCACGUGGAAAAGGCCUGUAAAUACCGUGAGGCCACGUGCAGCCACUGCAAAAGCCAAGUCCCGAUGAUCACGCUGCAGAAACACGAAGACACUGACUGUCCCUGCGUGGUGGUGUCCUGCCCGCACAAGUGCAGGGUCCAGACCCUCCUGAGGAGCGAGUUGAGUGCCCACUUGUCAGAGUGUGUCAAUGCCCCCAGCACCUGUAGUUUUAAGCGCUAUGGCUGCGUUUUCCAGGGGACGAACCAGCAGAUCAAGGCACACGAGGCCAGCUCCGCGGUGCAGCACGUGAACCUGCUGAAGGAGUGGAGCAACUCCCUGGAGAAGAAGGUGUCCCUGCUGCAGAAUGAAAGUGUGGAGAAAAACAAGAGCAUACAGAGCCUGCACAACCAGAUAUGCAGCUUCGAGAUCGAGAUCGAGAGACAAAAGGAAAUGCUGCGAAAUAACGAAUCCAAAAUACUGCACUUACAGCGAGUAAUCGACAGCCAAGCAGAGAAACUGAAAGAGCUCGACAAGGAGAUCCGCCCCUUCCGGCAGAACUGGGAGGAAGCAGACAGCAUGAAGAGCAGCGUGGAGUCCCUGCAGAACCGGGUGACCGAGCUGGAGAGCGUGGACAAAAGCUCAGGGCAGGCAGCCCGCAACACAGGCCUGCUGGAGUCCCAGCUGAGCCGGCACGACCAGAUGCUGAGCGUCCAUGACAUCCGCCUGGCCGACAUGGACCUGCGCUUCCAGGUGCUGGAGACCGCCAGCUACAACGGCGUGCUCAUCUGGAAGAUCCGCGACUACAAGCGGCGGAAGCAGGAGGCGGUGAUGGGGAAGACGCUGUCCCUGUACAGCCAGCCCUUCUACACCGGCUACUUCGGCUACAAGAUGUGCGCCCGGGUCUACCUGAACGGGGACGGCAUGGGCAAGGGCACGCACCUGUCGCUCUUCUUCGUCAUCAUGCGCGGGGAGUACGACGCGCUGCUUCCCUGGCCCUUCAGGCAGAAGGUGACGCUCAUGCUCAUGGACCAGGGCUCCUCGCGGCGCCACUUGGGGGACGCGUUCAAGCCGGACCCCAACAGCAGCAGCUUCAAGAAGCCCAGCGGGGAGAUGAACAUCGCCUCCGGCUGCCCCGUGUUCGUGGCGCAGACGGUGCUGGAGAACGGCACGUACAUCAAAGACGACACCAUUUUUAUUAAAGUCAUAGUGGAUACCUCGGACCUGCCUGACCCCUGACAGCCACGGGGGCGGGUUGAGCAGAAGGCAACUCCUCGGGGUGGGAAUUGCUGACUCCACCCGGGCCCUCGCGCUCAGCACGGACCCCGUGGAGCAGGAAGUGCAGAAGGCGGCGCGGCCGGGCCGGCGGGAGGAGCCAGCGGGACGCUUUCCAUAGACUAGCAACACUUCACUGAAGAAUUCUUUAUCCUGCGGCGAGGAACACUGCUGUCGGAGGAGGUUCAUUUCCAUUUUUAAAGGUCUCAUCCAUUAAGGCGGAAGACACACCGGCUCCGAAAAGAACCAUGAGUUUUCUUCCUGAAACUUGAACACACAAAAGACACACCCACCACAUGCACACACGCCUGGGCUAGCUGGACAUGUCAGCAUGUUACAUAAAGAAGAGUUUAUGAAAUAAUAAUGCAGUUCUGAUAUAUUCGUUCUAAAGCUCCAGAGUGCAAUCUUGUUUCAAAUACAGCAUAUUGUCUAUUUUUAAGGCCUCACCUGGUCUCUGUUUUAAUGAUUUGUUUGUCAGAAGACCCUGAAGUCACCGCGGUCUUUUCUGGAAGUCUCUAAAUUCAGAAUCAUUUUUUAAUUUAAAGUUCUAAGAUAAUGGUUACUGCAGACAUUUUAUUUUAAAACGUUGAUAGACUUAUAUUUCUUGGAAGAAAAUGUAAACUAUCCAACACUGGUUAUCACUUGUGAUAGGAAAGAGAAUAUUCAAUCUGUGUUAUUUCUCGUUAGAAAUGUAAACCUUCAAUAUCUGUCGUAGUCAAUGACACUACUUCAAAUUAUUACGAAAGGAAAUUGCUCAUGGAUGCUGUGCAUCAUUUCAGAUUUAUAAUUGUUUUCACCCUAAAAUAGGGCAUUAGUUGAACUUCGAAGUUCUGAACAAAGUCCUGCAGGCUUUAAAUUGUGCCCACGAGUUCCGACGGUCUCGCUCGCCGACAGCGCCGACCCUGGCCAGCGCCGGGUGGGCGGGUGACGGGUGCUGCAGGUGGCCACGGCCGGUGUCCCUCCAUUCUGUCAUACUGCUGCAUUCUGUUCCGGCCUCCGGAAGUGACAUCUUUGCGUAGAGGUGGCGGCAUACUGUACCUGUGCCUUACGCUGCACGCUGCUUCCCGACCCAAGCUCUGUGUGCUCUGAUUCUAGGGCGUGACCGUGCGGCCAGCCUCCACGACCACUCGCUGUCUCACCGGCCCAGGCAGCUCUGCCCCUGCUGGGGGCAGCCAGCUCCAUCUCGGCUUUGGGGGCCCCACUGCUCAGUUACCCCUGAUUAUCACAGACCCCAAAUCUCUAGGCCCAAAGAAGCCGAGCCCUGCCUCCCCUCCGCUAUGCAGCACGCUCCACGGGUGCUAACUGACGGGUGCUACACGUGACGGGUGCUUCCCAGGCCCAACCAGCGCGACCCACCGCCUGCGGCCGCUUAUCCGAAAGCCACCCCCGCGACCAGCCGGCGCUCAGACUGCCUGCCCGGCUCCACGGCUGCGGGCGGCUGGGCUGGGGCCGGGCCGCCGUGUCUCUGGUGCUGCUGUCCGCUGGGUGUGCCUUCGCCCCGUGCCUGCUGGAAGCGCCCUCCCCUCGCACAUGCCGCGUCCGUAAGUGACCUCUUGGGUUCCGAGCACCUGCCAGGCCCCAGUUCAAAUGCUCAGUCUCGUCUUCUCCCACUCCCAGGACGCUGUGAGGUGAGGCAGUCAGUUCGGGGGGCGUCCCCACUCCCAGAGGAAGGACCUCCUGCCUGGCCUCAGGCGGCUCCAGGCCAGGGUUACCAGCGGGACCUCCUGCGACUUCCACUUUACUAACAAAUUGAGAAUAAGCACCACUCGGUCCGGCCAGAAAGAAAAACAAAACCAUCCCGUUCCCUCCUCCGGGGGGAGGCUGUGGGGUGGCUGCUGGGAAGCACCACUGCGGGGGAAGGGGAGGCGUGCCUGGGGGGCGGGGAGACCACGGCCCCCACCUCCAGGGAGCCCAGAGGACGUGGCGGGAGCGUCCCUCUGUGGCACUGGGGGUGGGGGCCUGUGGCCACUGCUGUGCCAUCUCCCCUGCGUAUGCUGGGGGCCGCCGCCUGGCUCUGCUCCUCGAGGCCCUUCCCCUUCCUGGCGACGAGAGGGCAUCAGACACGCUGUGACAGGUGCACGUUCCCCUCGACCCGAGAGUGCAGGUUUCCCACGGACGGUCCGUACCUCAGAGAAGCCCGCGCUCUCGGCUUCCCUGCAGCCUCCGUCCCGCACAAGCCGCCGUGUGGGGCCUGGGCCGUGUCCCUGAGGGUCUGUCCGGCUGGAGCCCCUUCCUGGGCCUUUUUUAGGAGCAGGUUUUCCCAUUUCCAGAGGCCACAGUGACAGCACAGCUGGGAUGGAGGUUCUCAGACCUGUCGGAGGAGAGGGUAGUGCCAACCCCGGGCGCAGCUCGGUGUGCGUUCACUACCGAGGACCUGAGGGGCAUCGUGGGGGCAUCAUAACGACUGCUGUCAGGGCCCCAGUGCCCAGCUCCGCGGCCUCCCACGUGGGAACAGCUGGAGCACGGGAAGCUCUUGGCCCCGCGGCUCCUUCCUGCCCCGUGACCUCAGGGCUGUGGCGGGAAAGCUGCCUCCCUGCGUUCCCCCCCGCCCCAGGCCCUUCUGCUGCCCCAGCCCCCGUCACAGCAGAGCGAACGCCCCAAGGCUUCCCUGAACCUGUGGCCCCCCUUGGGACCACAGGGAACACCUGCCUGUCUCGAGGGUCCUCAGCUGCCCGGGGUCGGGGCCCGUGUCCCAUCAGCAGCAGUGCCCGCUCAUUCUGGGCGGUGUCAGGGUCCCCCAUGGCCGGCCCAGCAACCUGUAGCCGAGGGGCAUCGUCGGCAGAAGGGUCUGGACAGACCCUUAAACAGCUGAGUCCCCAGGUGGGUCAUUCCAUGGUCCGGUCAGAGGAUGUGGGGAGAUAGGCAGGACCCCCCACGCCUCGCACCCCGGGGUCCAGGCCCACAGCCUCUCCAGCAACAAACGGAGUGAGGCCCGCGCUUUUCUGUGCCCGUCACAGACAAUCCAGCCCCGGCAUCUCUGCUGUCGCCCCAGGGCGGGCCGGGCGGGAGCUCCAGCCUUGCCCCAAAGCGCCCCUCUGUGCUGAGGGCUGGGCAGAGCUGACCUCUAUGGGGCUGCAGAGGUGAGCGGGUCCCAGGGGCCCGUCUGCAUAUGUGAGCGCUGGUGACGGGGGUCUGCCACCCAAAGCCACUUCUCAGCCAGGACCACGGCUCUGUCUGCUGUUGGCCCAUCUGGUAGUUGUGGUUUCUCCGAAGUGGAAUGUGGCUGCCAGGUCCAGGCCCGGGGAGGCUGGUGGAGGUGCCAGGGUGGGCAGGUGACCUGGUCGCUCCUGUCUCUCCGGGCAGCGCUGGUUGUCACCUGGGAGCCCAGCCGGUUGGUGGGCAGGGGCGGGGGCGGGGGCAAGGCCCAGAGGCAUCCUGGGAGCAUCGCCGCUGCCCUGGGGGGCGCUGAGCUGUGCUUGCAUUUCAUUCUCCGCUGCCGCCGUGUCCAUGUCGUGUGAACUCGCACAGGGACAAGGUGGGCGUCCGGGCUGCACCGCCCCUGCUGCCGCGGUCGGUGGUUUAUAACUCAGUCCCCGUAGACAAGCAGGAUGACCUUCAGCAGCAAGCGCGAUGCCCCCCUUGGUAAACACAGCAGCGCACGAUUCCCAAGGUUCCCCCGCGAGUUCUCUGUGGGCGCAUCGCUGACCAAGGGAGCGUGCGAGCCCACGCGCACGGGCGGGAGGCGCUUUCAGUCACGUCCUUUCUCCGGUGGCUCACUCUUCAGUUCUUGCCCCAAACAAAGACCAAAGAAGGCCCAUCUCUUAUUUGACUGUAUUUAAUCUGCCUGUUUUACAAACCGCGUCCGGUGCCGCGCGCCGUGAGGGCGUCCUGACUGCACGUGAGUGUGACGACCAGUGGCUCGCGUCCGUGUGUUCCUGCUCUUCUAAGAAAACAACAACCAAGGACCGUGUGAGUUAUUGCUCAGCAAUAAUCAUAUGAGUUCGUACCAUGCCUGGUUUUCUCAUAGCAUUAUCAUGUUUUCUAUUUUUGUUUACUGUAUAUUGUGUGUGGUUUUAUUUGGUAUUUAUUUGUGUUUGGAGGUCUUGCAAUGUCUUUGUGUUCCUGAUGCUAAUACUGAAGUUUGUACGAGUAUAGAAUGCAAACCUGAAAUGCUAAACUGUCAUUAGAGGCAAAUAAACCUGACCAAGGA
Myotis davidii is the source of this 5910-nucleotide messenger RNA. RefSeq names its product TNF receptor associated factor 3 (gene TRAF3). The record is from RefSeq and is a predicted model, not a curated record. Gene Ontology annotation, cellular component: plasma membrane signaling receptor complex. The coding region runs from base 18 to 1724 and encodes 568 amino acids. Gene Ontology annotation, molecular function: tumor necrosis factor receptor binding; zinc ion binding. The transcript is spliced from 11 exons. NCBI's taxonomy places the organism in Eukaryota, Metazoa, Chordata, Mammalia, Chiroptera, Vespertilionidae. Gene Ontology annotation, biological process: regulation of cytokine production; regulation of canonical NF-kappaB signal transduction; protein K63-linked ubiquitination.